Messenger RNA from Oryzias latipes (Japanese medaka), 1321 nucleotides. RefSeq names its product eukaryotic translation initiation factor 3, subunit M (gene eif3m). Gene Ontology annotation, cellular component: cytoplasm; eukaryotic translation initiation factor 3 complex. NCBI's taxonomy places the organism in Eukaryota, Metazoa, Chordata, Actinopteri, Beloniformes, Adrianichthyidae. The record is from RefSeq and is a predicted model, not a curated record. Gene Ontology annotation, biological process: cytoplasmic translational initiation. Gene Ontology annotation, molecular function: translation initiation factor activity.
UGCACCGGAAGCGCUGCUCUGUCUUUUUCCGUUUCUCGGCUUUGGUGAGAGCGUGGAUUUCAUCAUUCAGGCUCACAACAUCACUAACAAUGAGCGUUCCAGCUUUUAUCGACAUAACCGAAGAAGAUCAGGCAUCAGAGCUGAGAGCCUAUAUCAAAUCCAAAGGAGCAGAAAUCUCAGAGGAGAAUGCUGAAGGAGGACUUCAUGUUGAUCUGGCUCAGAUCAUUGAGGCUUGUGAUGUAUGCCUCAAAGAUGAUGAUAAAGAUGUAGAGAGUGUCAUGAACAGCAUCGUGUCUCUGCUGCUGAUCCUUGAAACAGAUAAGCAGGAGGCUCUCAUUGAGAGUCUGUGUGAGAAACUGGUGAAGUUCCGUGAAGGAGAGAGGCCCUCUCUUAGGUUGCAGCUCCUAAGUAACCUGUUCCAUGGCAUGGAUGAGAAUACUCCAGUGAGAUACACCGUGUUCUGCAGCCUCAUCAAAGUGGCGGCCACCUGUAAUGCCAUCUCCUUCAUUCCUACUGAUCUUGAUCAGGUGCGUAAGUGGAUUGUUGACUGGAACCUAAACACAGAGAAGAAGCAUACACUCUUGAGGCUGGUGUAUGAGGCUUUGGUUGAUUGUAAAAAAAGUGAGCCUGCAGCUAAAGUCAUGGUUGAGUUGCUGGGGAGUUACACAGAAGACAAUGCUUCACAAGCACGUGUUGAUGCGCACAGGUGCAUCGUCCGUGCUCUUAAAGAUCCCAACACCUUCCUGUUUGACCACUUGCUGACCCUGAAACCCGUUCGCUUUCUAGAGGGAGAACUCAUCCAUGAUCUUUUAACUAUCUUUGUGAGUGCAAAACUGGCGGCAUAUGUCAAAUUUUACCAGAACAACAAAGAUUUCAUUGAGUCGCUCGGUCUCUCUCAUGAGCAAAACAUGGCCAAGAUGCGUCUGCUUACAUUCAUGGGCAUGGCGGUGGAAUUCAAGGAGAUCUCCUUUGACACCAUGCAGCAGGAGCUGCAGGUUGGAGCGGAGGACGUUGAGGCUUUCGUCAUCGAUGCUGUUCGGACCAAAAUGGUGUACUGCAAAAUUGACCAGACUCAGAGAAAGGUUGUUGUGAGCCACAGCACACAUCGCACCUUUGGCAAGCAGCAAUGGCAGCAGCUGCACGAAAAGCUCUCCUCCUGGAAAGCUAACCUAGCAACGGUCAAGACCAGCCUCCAAGCCCUGUCCCCUUCUGCCUAGUUCCACCAGCUAACUAAAAACAUUACAUCUUCACUGCUUUUCAGAUUCCGUGACUGGAAACAGGAUAUUUUAUAUUCAGCCAAUAAAAAGAAAAGUGAAGAUUA